Molecule: messenger RNA, 2139 nt
Organism: Propithecus coquereli (Coquerel's sifaka)
Lineage: Eukaryota; Metazoa; Chordata; Mammalia; Primates; Indriidae
Gene: TSNAXIP1
Product: translin-associated factor X interacting protein 1
Exons: 16
Coding region: 1-2139 (712 amino acids)
Cellular component (GO): cytoplasm
Source: RefSeq, a predicted model, not a curated record
AUGGCCUCCCAGCAGUCGCGGUGCUACAGCGUCUUGUCCGUGCCGAGUUCACGGACUCGGCCUUCAGGAGUGACCAUAGAUGACGCCUUUCUCCUAGAAGCCAAGAACACCCAGAAACGCAAGCUUUCUCAGAAACGGAAUACUCUGCCCUUUCAGGUCUCCAUCAGUGGGAACCUGUGCCCGUGGCCCACAUACACCACUAGCCAGACCAUUUUGCGCAAUGUAAAACCCUGUUCAGAUGGCUACCAGAAACGAACAAGUAGCUGGCAGCAGGAGCCCUUUGGCAUUGCCAAGCCCAGGUACCUGGAGCAGCUGGAAAACUACCUACGCAAGGAGCUCCUCUUGGUGGGAUUAAGCAAAGAUUCUGCCCAGGAGCUGAAGCUGCAGCCUUACAGAGAGAUCUUUGAGUUUUUCAUAGAGGACUUCAAAACGUACAAGCCGUUACUGUGCUCCAUCAAGAAUGCAUACGAGGUGAUGUUAGCCCACCAAAGGGAGAGGAUUCGGGCUCUGGAGCCCCUGAAGGCCAAGCUUGUCACUGUGAAUGAAGACUGCAAUGAGAGGAUUCUGGCCAUGAGGGCUGAGGAGAGACACGAGAUCUCCAUGCUCAAGAAAGAAAAGAUGACGUUGCUAAAACUCAUUGACAAAAAGAAUGAGGAGAAGAUCUCAUUGCAGAGUGAGGUGAGCAAACUGAGGAAGAACUUGGCUGAGGAGUACCUAAACUACCUCAGCGAGCGAGAUGCCCGCAAGAUCCUCAUCGCAGACCUGAAUGAGCUGCGGUACCAGCGGGAGGACAUGUCAUUAGCCCAGUCCCCAGGCAUCUGGGGGGAGGACCCCGUGAAGUUAACACUGGCUCUGAAGAUGACCCGGCAAGACCUGACCCGCACGCAGAUGGAACUCAACACCAUGAAGGCCAACUUUGGAGAUGUGGUACCCAGGAGGGACUUUGAAAUGCAGCAGAAGACCAACAAGGAUCUUCAGGAGCAGCUGGACAGCCUGAGAGCCGACUACGAAGAGGUCCGCAAGGAGCAUGAGAUACUGCUGCAGUUGCACAUGAGCACGCUGAAGGAACGGGACCAGUUCUUUUUCGAGCUGCAGGAGAUCCAGCGCACCUCCACUCCACGGCCUGACUGGACCAAGUGUGAAGAUGUGGUGGCUGGGGGCCCAGAGCGCUGGCAAAUGUUGGCUGAGGGCAAGAACAGUGACCAGCUGGUGGAUGUGCUCCUGGAGGAGAUCGGCGAGGGGCUGCUCCGGGAGAAAGACUUCUUCCCUGGUCUGGGCUAUGGGGAAUCUGUCCCCUCUUUCCUUCGGUUUGAAGGCCUUGUGGAGAACAAGAAGCCAACCAAGAAGGAUGUGGUAAACCUCCUCAAGGAUGCCUGGAAGGAACGUCUCACACAGGAACAGAAAGAGAAGUUCCCAGAUUUCUUCUUUAAUUUCCUGGAGCGUCGCUUUGGGCCCAGUGAUGCCAUAGCCUGGGCUUAUACCAUUUUUGAAAAUAUCAAGCUCUUCCACUCCAGCGAGGUCAUGAGUCAGUUCUAUGCAGUCUUGAUGGGAAAGAGAAGUGAAAGUGUGUAUGUCAACCAGAAGGAGACAAUAGCCCAGCUGCUGAAGGAAAUGACAAAUGCUGACAGUCAGAAGGAGGGGAUGCUAACCAUGGAGCAGUUCAGCACAGUUCUCAAGAGUACCUUCCCUCUCAAGAAGGAAGAGAAAAUUCUGGAGCUGAUGGAGGCAGGGGGCUGGCAUCCCAACAGCGACAAUGCAGACUUCCUCAACUACCGCGCAUUGUUUCUGGAGGAUGAGGAAGGCCAGAGUGAGCCCUUUGUGCAAAAGCUGUGGGAACAGUACGUGGAUGAGAAGGAUGAGUACUUACAGGAGCUGAAGCAGGAGCUGGGCAUUGAACUCUACAGUGAUGUGACCCUACCCAAGCUACGUGGGGCCCUGAUGAGCAUCGACUCCAGCCUGGACAAGCAGACUCUGAAUACCUAUAUCAGCCAGGCUUUCCAGCUCCCUGUGUCAGAACUGCCAGAGGAGGGUGAUGGGAAGGAAGAGGGCAUUGUGGUACGGCUCCAGACUGCACUGGAACGGCUUCAGGUGAUUGACGUAAGGCGCAGGGGGCCAAGAGAGCAGGAGCCUGCAAGCUAG